Oryza sativa Japonica Group (Japanese rice) is the source of this 2701-nucleotide messenger RNA. NCBI's taxonomy places the organism in Eukaryota, Viridiplantae, Streptophyta, Magnoliopsida, Poales, Poaceae. The record is from RefSeq and is a predicted model, not a curated record.
CUCGUCUCCUCCCUCUCUCCCUCUCUCUCUCUCUCUCUCUCUCUCUCUCUCUCUCUCUCUCCUCCCCGUCGCGGCGGCGGCGGCGGCGACCGGCGAGGGCGACGCCACCGAUCGGGGGCCUCUCACCCGCUCCCCUCCCUCACUCACCGGGGCCUCGGUUUCGCCAGCUCGGAGGGAGUUCUUUCUCUCUCUCCGUAGACGUCUCCGUGGGUUCUUGCUUGUCUCUGAUUCUUCUUGUGGAUUGGCGGUGGAGGAGCGGGGAUCGAUCGAUCUACCCCUGGACUCGGAUUGACUCUCCUCUCUCGCUGAAUUUGAUUGGGGGUUUCUACCCAAAUAACAGCUUGUUUAUACCUUUUAUGUAUGGCUCUGCUCGAAGAGAACUUGGGGAUGGUUUCUUGAUUGGAAACACGAAUUCGAGCUUUAUUGCAAGAAAAUAGAUGUUCUUUUCAGUUAAUGAUUUAUGGUACGAAAUAUAUUUCCCCGACAGUUUGACUGUAAAACCCAUCAUGGAAAACAUCAUAACAAGUAGCAAUCAAGCCAUAAUAGCUGUGAAAGAUGUAUGUUCUGUGUGAAUUUAAUGCAGUGUCCGUUGAAUUCUAGCUUAAGAGGUUAUAGCUUGAGCUUGGACUGCUGAUAUAUGCAUAAUUUAGCAUUUCUGUCACAGAAUUCGCACUAGGAUGAAACUGUCACUGCAUCAAAGGUCCCGAGGGUAACGCAGUAAAGUUCCUUGAGAUAAAGAAAUUUACGUGGGUUGGCAAUGGAAUUCGUAUUUGUUUCAUUAUUGUUUUGGAGUAUAGCUUUCAGAGCUCCAUAGUGGAGCACUUUGCACACAAGUGCUUCUGGUGUAUAAAUAUAAUAACUGGGAAAGUAGGCCUUUGUUGGAUUGAAUCUUGUGAUGUUUGGGAUAUAAUAUCCACACUUCCCAUAUUGGCCAGUGCUUAUUUGUGCCUGGUAUGUACUUAUUGUAUCUGUAGAAGAAUGGGUUAUGUGUCUAUGAGGAGUAUUUGCUUGUGUUACAUACAAUCCAUUGCUUCAUCUAGGACCGUUUGAACAGUUCAAACGAACACAUUGUGGUUAAGGCCCAAGUAGUACAUGUAACUUUCUAGUUUUGCAUGCCUUAGAUGCAGGGAAUAACGCUUGCAACUCCAUAUCUUAUUAAUUUAUUAACUGAAAAACUGGUCAAGUUACAUUGUAGAUUGUUCUGAACCAUACUGAGAUAUUAUAAUUAUAAUAUAUAUAAUAGCACAUGGAUUAACUUGUUUUAUAUGAUAGUCUACUAUAUGUAAUGCCCGGAAAUGGUGGUUUAGUUCUUGAGAGUUGAGAUAUUUUAAACAAGCUGUAUUAGAAGAAAAUAUGUAGUCUCUCAGCAGCCAGCACCUAGUGAAAGAUACUGCUCAUGUUAAGCUACCUGCACAAUUUUACUGGUACCUUUUGUGAUGUCAGUUAUGCAUAUGCUAUGUUUUCUAGUUCACUGCACGAUUUCCUGUUCUUUCUUGCUUCAACAUAGGCUUGUUCAUUUUGUAGGGCUAUGAGAGACGGAAUUUUAGUUUUAAACGGCAGCUAUUUCAUAGCCUGGAGUAAGCUUUUUCAUUCAGGAUAGCAUGGGGGGCUGCUGUUGCUGUUCAUCAAGAGGAUCUGAGACAGAUAGAGCACCAGUUCAUAUCUAUCGUCAGCAAAAUCAAGAGGAGCAUGAACCAUUGUCUUCAGCCUAUGAUGGAUCAUCUCCAGCUUCUGCUAUAGUUGCUGUUGACACAAAUCUGGAUACAUCCACUCCUGAUACUUACCGAGCACCACCUGCACCAUUGCCUUAUGAUGUUAGUUUGCCAGUCCCAGAAAACCCUGAUUUGGAGAAGUCAGACCUGAAGAGCAAAACCGAUGACCAACAGGAGGAAUCUUUAGAGGUGGAUGAGUUCAAAUCAUGUGAAAAAUGUGUCGCUGAAGAUAAGCCUGAUGAGGAGGAUGUUUGCCCAAUCUGUCUUGAAGAAUAUGAUGCAGAAAAUCCUCGCUCUUUAACUAAAUGUGAGCAUCAUUUCCAUCUUUGUUGCAUACUUGAAUGGAUGGAGCGAAGUGAUACCUGCCCAGUUUGUGACCAGAUUACUUUGAUAGAUGAUAUGUAUGAAUAGCAUUGGAGCAUGGGACUAUUAUGUUUGGUUUGAUGCUAGUUUGUUUUAAUGAGGAAGUACAGUCAGCAAAGCUCCUGAUCUAUCAACCUGGUCAGACGGGGGUGCUAUUGGAAUGAAUUUUGAGAAAACUAAGGGAAAAUAAUUGAAGACGGGAAUGGCUUGAAAUUUGUUAAAUAUCAUCUCAGCUUUUUACAUUUUGUUUGAAGCAUUAACUGUUCAUGACAACAGGAGGAUUUGUUAGUAUCCAUAUCUACUGCUGGUUCGAUUGCUUCACAGUUGAUGAAACCCCCAGAUGAGCUAUCUGUUUCUUUGUAGUUUUGAACUUGGGAUGUCUUCCAUUUCAUUUCUGGUUGCGGUUAGCGUCUGUAUAAAUCAUGACACGUUAGAUAGGUGACAGGGAAAAAAAACUUUAUUCUAAUUUAUGUUCAACGAUCAAAGCUGUACAAGCUUCAUGUAUAUCCUUCGCCUUUUGAUUAGUCAGGGACUAUUAAGUCCCCUGUUGUGAAACAAGUUGGCUGAUUUAUGUAAAAUGGUAUACAUUUGCCUGCUUUAUAAUCUCGGCAUCUUUUUUGGGUUCA